GUUGGACUAGAUGACCCCUGGGGUUCCCUCCCAACUCUAAAAUUCUAACAAUUCCUUACACGGAGGUUUUAGAGAGGGGACUCAUGCAGCCACUUUGCACAGGGAGGGUCCCAGGUUCAAAUCCCCGUGGGAGGCAGCUAACUCUUCUUCCCAAUUCUUCCCACCCCAGACAGCAUCGCAGGAAGGGCUGGCAAGAAACGAGAUUUCGGGGCGGGGUGCGUUUGUGUGUUGUAAUUGCCCUUGGUCCGCCCCGCCCCUCUCCCCGAUUGGACGGAGGAGCGCAGCCUGAGCCGUCCUGACCAAUCCCAGGCGAGGCGCUUUCGAAUUUUCAGAGGGACUAGCGCCUUUUAUCCCCACUGUUUUGGUUUGUCUCCCAUUCGCAGCCUGGGAAAGCGGCGCUCGCUCUGCAAGCGGAUAAGCUAAGAGGGAGGCAGCCAUGGCCACCAGGAGUCCCACCAGCACGUCAUUCUACGAUGAAGUAACCUGUCCCAUCUGCCUGGACUACUUCGAAGACCCAGUGACUGUAGACUGCGGGCACAACUUCUGCCAAGCCUGCAUCACCCAAUAUUUGGGGGAUUCCGACGCAGACCCUUGCUGCCCGCUGUGCAGAGAACGGCUUGAGGCAAAUAACUUCAACCCAAACUGGCAACUGGCAAGCCUUGUGCUUAUCAAGAAAAUUCAAGAGGAAGGACAAGUCGAGGGAAAGGAUGGGGUAUGCAAGACUCACGGGGAACCCCUGAAACUCUUCUGCAUGGAUGACGAAGUCCCCAUCUGCGAGGUGUGCAACGGGUCGAACUUGCACAGAGGCCACAGCGUGUUUCCCGCUGAAGAGGCUUCUCACCAGUAUAAGGAGAGAAUUGGUGUCCUUGUGAAGUCUUUGAAGCAAGAGAGGAAAAGGCUUGUGGACCGGAAAUUAGCUAAAGAUCAGAAAAAGCAGAAAUGUCUGAAACAGUUAGAAACGGAGAAGCAGAAGAUUGUGUCCGCAUUUGAAAAUAUGCACGAGUACCUCGUUCAGAAACAGCACCUCUGGCUAGACCAGCUGGAAGACCUGACCAAAGAGCUGGAGAGGAAGCAGGACGAGAACCUCACCAGAGUCUCUGAGGAGAUUUCCCGGCUCAAUGGGCUGAUUGCAGAGAUGGGAGGAAAGUGCCGGCAGCCCCCGAGCGAAUUCUUGCAGGACGUUAGCAAUGCUAUCAGUAGGUGUGAGGAGAAUUUAGUAGAGCCUGUGGUGGUCCUUCAUUCCUGCUUGGAAGCCCAUUUCAGAAUCGCCAUUCAGAAAACCACCGCUUUAGAGGAGGCCAUGGAGAAUUACAAAGAUUCUCUGGAGCGAGCUCUGGACGCAAACAACUUGGAGGAAGCUGUCAACACAGUGAAUGUCGUUCUGGAUCCAAACUCAGCACACCCCAAUCUCGUUCUCACUCCGGACCGGAAGAGCGUGCGAUGGGAACCGUCGUGGAAGGAGAGGGAGUGGCGGAAGAAGAACGUUUCCCAGCAUUUGGACAGAUUUGACUGGGAGGUCUGUGUGCUCGGCCGCGAGAGGUUCAUUUCGGGGACGCAAUGGUGGACAGUGGAGGUCUUGGGAGAAGGAAGCUGGACCCUGGGGGUGGCGAAAGACUCGCUCGCGAGGAAAGGACCCUUCAACGUCAGCCCUGACAAGGGCAUCUGGGCUUUGAGGAAGCCGUUUUGCGACACGUACAUGCCUCACGAAGUCUUGGCCUUAACUUUCCCCGAAACCACUCCGUUGAUGUUGACAAAGGAGCCCAAGAAGAUUCUGGUGGCCCUGGACUACCCGUUAGGCUGGGUGGGCUUCUUCGACGCCGAUACCGACGAAUUCAUCUUUGCUUUCCACUCGGCGUCAUUCGCUGGGGAGAGGAUCAGGCCCUUUUUCCAGCUGCGGGAGAAGGGAUUCGCUCUGAAAAACCAAAAGCAAAACAUCCUCCCUUUCUCCCUUCUGCUUCAGAGCGGAGCAGACAUGGCAAGCGUGCUCCUCACCCGGCAGUUCCUGGACGAAACCUCCUGCCCCAUCUGCCUGGACUAUUUCACAGACCCGGUGAUUCUGGACUGCGGGCACAGUUUCUGCAAAGCCUGCCUCGCCAUGUGCUGGAAAGAAACCCAAAGACCGGCAUCUUGCCCCCAUUGCAGGCAAGAGGCCCAGACAACCAGCUUCAGGCCCAACCGGCAGCUGGCCAACGUCGUCGAAAUAGCCAAGCAGUUCACCUCUCAGGCGGAGACAACCAAUUGCAAGAGACAUGGGGAGCCCUUGGAGUUUUUCUGCAGGGUUUGUCAAGCCCACGUCUGCAACGUCUGCAAGAGGUCGCAAGAGCACAACGAACACGCCAUGUUUAAUCUGGACCAGAUUUCACAGAAGAUGAAGCAAGGAAUCCAGACUGAGGUGCAGCUUCUGGUGCAAGAGAGACAAGUGGUUAGGGAAUGGAAACUGGCUGAAGAAGAGAGGAUCAAGGCAUUUCCGGCGCAGCUAGAGGAGGAGAAGAACAAGAUCUCGGGCGCUUUUGAGCAAAUGCACAACUUCCUGCACGAGCUGCAGCGCUUUUGGCUGAAUGAGCUGGAGGAUCUGGAGAAAGAGAUGAAGGAAAAAAAGGAAAGUAAUAUCGUCAAGCUCUCACAGGAUAUCGCCUUUCUCAGUAGCCACAUCACAGACAUGGAAAAGAAGCGCCAACUGCCACCUGUUGGGUUCCUGCAGGGCCUUGGGACUUGGGUGAUCAGGUUUGUUCAGUGGAAAAGAAGGCGGACAGUGCUGGGAAUCUCUACAGGCAUAGAAGAGAGACUCAUAAGUUACACUCAGAAAAAUUCGUUUCUGAAGGAUACCCUGGAGAAAUGCAAAGGGCUGCUGAUGCAGGCACCGAACAAAGUGAGCAUCACUCUGGAUCCAGGAACCGCCCACCCCUUUCUUGUUGUAACCGAGGACCUGAAGAGUUUGAGGAGAAGAAGGGAAAUGCAGGACGUUCAGGACAACCCUGGGAGAUUCGACAGCAUGCUCUACGUGCUGGCCCAUGCAAAAUUCACCUCAGGAAGAUAUUGGUGGGAGGUGGUGGUGGAAGAGGAGAAGGAGGAAAGGGAACGGGCCAACUGGGCUGUAGGGGUUGCAAAAGAGUCUGUCAGGCGCAAAGGCUUUGUCCGCAUGAGUCCUUCCGAGGGGAUCUGGGCCAUUGGGAAGGGAAAGGAUGAGUUAGCCUCAUCUGAUCCCUUCUGGGCUUCAACCCUCCCUGAGCGGACCCCUUUGAGCUUGAGCUAUGAGCCCAGGAAGAUCCGGGUGUCCCUAGACUAUGAUCAGGGCUGUGUGGAAUUCUAUAAUGCCCACACCGACGACUUGAUUUUCAAUUUCCAACAAGCCUCAUUCUCUGGGGAGAAGGUCCAGCCCUUUUUCCAUGUUUGGUGGGGAGCUGGUCUGAAUUGUUGAGUCCUGAGGACGAUCCUCACCGCUCCCUGCUCUACCCCCCCCCACCCUGAGAGGAGGUGACAGCCUAGCAUUUUCUCUGCAGUGUUAUGAAUUUGUGGGUGCCAGACACCCUAAAUUUCUGGAUCCAGUAAACGUUAGAAUUUAAUCUGUGUGUGGUGUGCUAGAACUGGAUGCCAGACAGUAGGUUUAGCAAGCAUUAAAAUAUAAGCCAGGCCAGCUUCCCCAUGUCAGGAAGUGCCUGGGAGAUGAGCCAUGACACCCACACCAGCUCUACCACCCCCACACUGAGAGGAGGUGACAGCCUAGCAUUUUCUCUUCAGUGUUAUGAAUUUGUGGGUGCCAGACACCCUAAAUUUCUGGAUCCAGUAAAUGUUAGAAUUUAAUCUGUGUGUGGAGUGUCAGAAGUGGAUGCCAGACAGUAGGUUUAGCAAGCAUUAAAAUAUAAGCCAAGCCAGCUCCCCCGUGUCAGGAAGUGCCUGGGAGACGAGCCAUAGCUCCCACAACAUUAUUUUUCCACUUUAUUUUGUACAACUUUAUUUUGUGCAACUGAAAAACUUUAAAAUGUUAAUAAUAAUAAAAACUACAUUGUGGAAGGAAGAAAAGAAGGAAGGAAUGGGCCAUUAAGAAAAGUCAAGGAGAAUGGGAUUCUGGACCAGAUAGCUGUUGGGUGGGGCCCCUCCUGCAGUUCUGAGUUGGUUCAGAAAACAAAGCAGAGUUUGAAAGGAGAGUCUUUAGAAUUGGUGACCUAGGGGGAAGAGGUUGCAGUCUGGUAAAGGCGGCAAGCUGGGGAGAGGGUCAGAGCACAACGGUUGAUGUUAUUUUCAAUGG
Molecule: messenger RNA, 4246 nt
Organism: Podarcis muralis (Common wall lizard)
Lineage: Eukaryota; Metazoa; Chordata; Lepidosauria; Squamata; Lacertidae
Source: RefSeq, a predicted model, not a curated record